This is a messenger RNA of Atta colombica, 2352 nucleotides long. RefSeq names its product guanine nucleotide-binding protein G(q) subunit alpha (gene Galphaq). Lineage: Eukaryota; Metazoa; Arthropoda; Insecta; Hymenoptera; Formicidae. The record is from RefSeq and is a predicted model, not a curated record. The transcript is spliced from 9 exons. Gene Ontology annotation, molecular function: guanyl nucleotide binding; GTPase activity; G protein-coupled receptor binding. Gene Ontology annotation, biological process: phospholipase C-activating dopamine receptor signaling pathway; adenylate cyclase-modulating G protein-coupled receptor signaling pathway. Gene Ontology annotation, cellular component: heterotrimeric G-protein complex. Bases 19 to 1209 code for a protein of 396 amino acids.
AUUCCGCUGUUCUGAGCCAUGGCGUGCUGCCUAUCGGAAGAGGCGAAGGAACAGAAACGCAUCAACCAGGAAAUCGAACGGCAAUUGCGAAGAGACAAGCGGGAUGCCAGAAGGGAACUUAAGCUGCUCCUACUCGGAACCGGCGAGUCGGGCAAGUCCACCUUCAUUAAACAGAUGAGGAUUAUCCAUGGCUCCGGCUACUCGGACGAGGAUAAGAGAGGAUUUAUCAAACUUGUGUACCAAAACAUUUUUAUGGCGAUGCAGUCCAUGAUUCGGGCGAUGGACCUCCUGAAGAUCCAGUAUGGCGAUUCCUCGAAUAUAGAAAAAGCGGAACUGGUGCGGAGCGUCGACUUUGAAACGGUGACGACGUUCGAGAGCCCGUACGUGGGGGCAAUCAAGGACCUGUGGGCGGACGCGGGUAUACAGGAGUGCUAUGAUCGUAGACGGGAAUAUCAGCUCACGGACUCUGCCAAGUAUUACCUAAUGGAGAUAGAUCGAGUCGCGGCACCAAACUACCUCCCCACAGAACAGGACAUUCUUCGUGUGAGAGUGCCCACCACCGGUAUAAUUGAAUAUCCCUUUGACUUGGAAGAGAUCCGAUUUAGUUAUCUUAGUGACCUAGAGCGUAUUGAAAAGCCUGAUUUCCUUCCGACCGAGCAAGACAUCCUCCGGGCACGAGCUCCCACCACCGGAAUUAUAGAAUAUCCAUUUGAUCUGGACUCCAUCAUAUUUAGGAUGGUAGACGUCGGUGGACAGAGGUCGGAAAGAAGAAAGUGGAUCCAUUGUUUCGAAAACGUCACUUCAAUUAUAUUUUUAGUAGCUCUAAGUGAAUAUGAUCAAAUUCUAUUUGAAUCGGAAAACGAGAAUCGAAUGGAAGAAAGUAAAGCAUUGUUCAAAACGAUUAUAACAUAUCCCUGGUUUCAACACUCCUCUGUUAUCCUGUUUCUCAACAAGAAAGAUCUGUUAGAAGAAAAGAUUAUGUAUUCUCAUCUUGUCGAUUAUUUUCCGGAAUAUGAUGGUCGACAGAGAGACGCUCUCGCAGCUAGAGAAUUCAUUCUAAGGAUGUUCGUUGACUUAAAUCCGGACAGCGAGAAGAUUAUUUAUUCCCACUUUACGUGUGCCACAGAUACGGAGAAUAUCAGAUUCGUGUUCGCGGCGGUAAAGGACACCAUUCUACAGUCCAAUCUGAAGGAGUACAAUCUGGUUUAGACGGCGAAGCGUGCUGCAAAUCCGAGCGGACUCGACCAGUUUCUCUUGCACCCUGACCAAUGUAUCAGUGCGAGACUGCUACUCCGUUGACUCGCGAGCGUGAUCUGUGGAACGACGUGAGGAACGACGAAGAGGCGCGAGACAGAAACAAACGGCUACGACAAACUCGUAGUGCCACCGUAUACGCACAUAUAUCGACAUGCGUUGCGCCACAUUGAACUUCGUCGCAUCGAAAGUGUUGUACCAGCACAAGUAGCUAAGACGCGUAAUACACACAUGUAAUUAUGAAGGACGUAAAAGGGCGAAGUAAGAAGGUGAACAAGGACCUAAAAGCGUCACGAGUGUUCUUUUUCUUAGCGGAGAAAGAGAGAUAUGAGAAAAUCUCUUCACUGUCGAUACCAACUCGCGCGAGUCGAUUCGGUUCUCUCGUACACAGGUUCCCGUUUUGGGAUUUGUUACCUUUCUUUUGUAGAUUAGUUCUUAGUCGAUAUCGCGGGCAAAUACGCCCCACUCCCGGGCCGAGGAUGCGUCAAUACCUGAGGGUCCCGGGCAUCGUUGUCUGACUUUUAUAUAUAUAUAUAGAUAUAUAUGUGUGUGUAUGUGUGUGUAUAUAUAUAUAUAUAAAAGUGAAGAAACGCUAUAUGCGAACUAUAUGUAUCACGCGCGUGAGCGUGGCGCACGGCGCGGCUGUGCCGCGUGGAUUUUUAACGGCCGUCUGUGUUCGUCUCGAGUCCAAGAGAUCUCAACAGAAGAGAAAAAACUGAAGAGGCGAAACGGCGAGGCGAACGAAAAAAUAAAAUUUUAAAAAACCGGCUUUUUAAUCGCGAAUUAGAUUCGAUGACACAAGUGAGAGAAGCAAUUCUAGUGCCAUUUACUAGUGUGGUGUUGUUGUUUUUCUUUUCUUCUUUCCUUUCUGUUUUCUUCUUGUUCUUAUUCUUUUUCUUUUUUCUCAAAUGUACUAAACGCUAAAUUAUGAGAACAUUCUUCAUUUAGAAUUAUGCGAAAGCCAAAGUCUUUUUGUUUCUUCCUUUUUAUCCAUGCCAGAAAUGACUCAAAGUUCUUUCUGCAUGUGAUUCGAAUCCAUUAAAAAAUUCAUCAUAUAAAUAUUGUUAUAUAUAAUAUAUAAAAAGAAUGAUAUAGAUU